AUGGAACUCUCUAUGAGCAAAGCAGUCCAUAGUCAAGUAUGUUCAAUAAAUGCUGUACUCUCUAUUCCCUCAUUGGAAAUUCUGUGUGUGUGUGUGUGUGUGUGGGGGGGGGGGGUGUUAAGUUGCUUCAGUCGUGACCAACUUUGUGUGACCCUAAAGACUAUAGACCAUCAGUCUCCUCUGUCCAUGGGAUUUUCUAGGCAAGAAUACUGGAGUGGGUUGCCAUUUCAUCCUCCAGGGGAUCUUCCCAACCCAAGGAUCAAACUCACGUCUCUUAUGUCUCCUCCAUUGGCAGGUGAAUUCUUUACUACUAGCACCACCUGGGAAGCCCCCAUUUCGGAGAUUACGCUUUGGGAAAGCUAUUCUAAAUGUAAAAACAAUGGUAUAUACAAUCAUUUUAAGAACAUCAAUGUAUUUCAUUAA
This is a messenger RNA of Rangifer tarandus platyrhynchus (Svalbard reindeer), 423 nucleotides long. NCBI's taxonomy places the organism in Eukaryota, Metazoa, Chordata, Mammalia, Artiodactyla, Cervidae. The record is from the annotation of a GenBank genome assembly.